Molecule: messenger RNA, 3181 nt
Organism: Osmia bicornis bicornis
Lineage: Eukaryota; Metazoa; Arthropoda; Insecta; Hymenoptera; Megachilidae
Gene: Hr96
Product: nuclear hormone receptor HR96
Exons: 5
Coding region: 1-2322 (773 amino acids)
Biological process (GO): cell differentiation; positive regulation of transcription by RNA polymerase II; negative regulation of transcription by RNA polymerase II
Molecular function (GO): zinc ion binding; RNA polymerase II cis-regulatory region sequence-specific DNA binding; nuclear receptor activity
Source: RefSeq, a predicted model, not a curated record
AUGGAAGAUGAACAGCCGGCUAGAGAGGCUAACAAAAUCUGUGGAGUAUGCGGCGAUCGUGCGCUCGGUUAUAAUUUUAACGCAGUCUCGUGCGAAAGCUGUAAGGCUUUCUUUCGAAGGAACGCUUUGAAAAAUAAGGAUUUCAGAUGUCCUUUUACACAAAAUUGUAAUAUCACACCAGUUACCAGACGUUUUUGUCAGAAAUGUCGCUUAGACAAAUGUUUUAGUAUUGGUAUGAGAAAAGAGUAUAUUAUGUCAGAAGAGGAUAAGGUAUUGAAGAGAAAAAAGAUAGAACAAAAUCGUGCAAAGAAGAGACCUACCGGGGAUAAUUCAAAGGCACCAAAAGUUAAAAAGGGUUGUAUAGAUGAAUGCACGUUUGAUGACACUUCUAUGUCAAUUAAUUCAGUUGCAUCAACCGUGUCGGAUACGUAUUUCUGGGAAUCCGAUAGGAAAUAUACAGACCUAGAUGCUAGCAGGCAGAAUGUAACAGAAAGCUUGAGUCCGGUAACAGCUGCCAGUGUUCCAAGUCCUUCUAGUCCUCCAGAAAAUGGAACUAUAAGUGGGUCAAAAACACUUGAUAUGAUGAAAAACUCUUCUAAUAAUUCCAAUUCUAAUUUUGAGAAUUCUCCUCACCGUGAGGAAAAUGAAACAGAAAUGGAAAGAUUAAGAGGUGAUUCGGAUUCACCUGUAGCAAAUCAGCAAAAAUGUGAUAAAGUUAAAUCUGUUUCUAAUAAUUUAGAAAAGGAUAAAGAAUUCGUAAUAAGUUCAAAAAGGUUGGAACAGAAUGCUUUAGACUUAAAUUCUGAUUUUGAUUCUGCUAACAGUGAAUCAUUAAAAUAUUCUUCAGAGUUUGAUAAUACAUCCUGUUACAAUAAAUUAAAUCAUAGUCCUGUACAGAAUUCUCCAUAUAGUGACCAUAUGCUACAUUCUAAAAGAAUGAAUCUAGAUGUAACUUCAGAAAUGCAUAUAGGUAUGCAAGUUUGUCCUGAAGAAUUAGAAACAUGUACGAAAUCUAGCAAAGAAGCAUGUCCUAAAGAAAAUAACGUAAUUGCUAAAUUUAAUCAAGAUCCAAGCGUAAUCACGAAGCUUGUUAAUAAUUCGAAUUUUAUUGCAAAGAUAUUUCAAAAUGAAGAAUUACUUCUAAAGAUCAUGACAGAUCCUGCUGUUGUUAGCAAAUUAGAGGCAGAUCCUGAAAUUUCAAAAUUUUUCGAGGAAGAUAGUGGCACUGUAGAAAAAGAUCCAUCAUCUGAAAAUAAAACAAACAUUCAGUAUAAAGAUGAUUUAAAAGCUACUAAUGUUUUAAAUCAUAAAUUUAAGCCAGCAUUUAAAAUUAAACAAAGACACAUAGAAAAUCCAAUUCUGACGGAUUUAAUUACAAAUUCGAAUCAAGAAGAAUGCAUAAAUCAACGAAUCGAACCGAGCAGUAGUGGUGAUUGGAACAAGAAUGUAACAGAUGUUACAAGAGAUGUGCUUCAAGAUGUACAAAGUGUACCAAUUCUUGCAAAUUCCAUUGAAUCAAUUCUUUGUGAAGCAAUUAAAUUAGAGUUUUCAGCAUAUUCGGCUCUUGGUGGCAUAGAGACCAGAAGGGAAUUAAAUGACGCUGAAAGAGCAAAGUUAAAUGAAUUAAUAGUGGCUAACAAAGCAUUAUUAGCUCCAUUAGAUGAUGAUAUAACACAUUUAAUUGGUGAAGAUUGUAAUUUUAAGAAUAUUUUCGGUCGAUCCGAUCCAGCACUAUUAGAUGUUAUAAAUCUAACAGCUAUUGCUAUUAGACGCUUAAUAAAGAUGGCGAAAAAAAUAAAUGCUUUUAAGAAUAUGUGUCAAGAAGAUCAGAUCGCUCUUUUAAAAGGAGGCUCCACGGAAAUGAUGAUUCUAAGAUCGGCACUCACUUAUGAUGCUGAGAAAGAUAUGUGGUGCAUCCCACACAGUCAAGAAAGUAUGUCGAAUAUAAAAGUGGAUAUUUUGAAGGAGGCAAACGGAAACCUCUAUGCUGAGCAUACAAGGUUUCUUAGAAGUUUUGACUCGAGAUGGAGAGACGAGAAUAUUAUUUUAAUUUUAAGCGCAAUUGCUUUAUUUACACCUGAUAGACCAAAAGUGGUGCAUAACGAUGUUAUCAAACUAGAACAAAAUUCUUAUUAUUAUUUGCUCAGACGUUACUUGGAAAGCAUAUACCCUGGAUGUGAGGCCAAAUCUAUGUUUUUAAAGUUAAUUCAAAAAAUUUCCGAUCUUCAUAGACUGAACAACGAAGUUGUUGGGGUUUAUCUUAAUUUAAACCCAUCGAGAGUAGAGCCACUGCUUAUAGAAAUAUUUGACUUGAAACAUUGAAGUUUGUUCAAUGUAUUAUAAGAAGAAUAAUCUUGAAACUUUCUUGAUUAAUAUUUCUUCAAAUAGAGAAAUUAAACAAAUGCUGUUAUAGCUUUAUUUUAAAAAGAUUGCAUGUCUAUAUAAAGUGUCGAAAUAAUGUUUCAAGCAUUCAAAGAACCUGUACAAAUUGUAUGAAGCCAAAAACUUAUGAUUGGGAGUACCUACACACAAUUUAUGUAUAUAUAAAGGGUAAACAUUGUAUAAAUGAGAUUGUAGAAAGAAGUUUAUUUGUAUCAAACUUUACGUCUAAACGAAGUCAUAUUAGAAUAGCAUCUGUAUAAAGUAGUACAGUUAAUUUUUAUCUGGAAUACAAAAAAUUUUACUGUAAUUAAAGAAGCUUUCGCUUGUAAGAUAUGAAAACUUUACCGUUGACUAUUGACACGUUGAACUUCAUGACAACCAGAGAUUAUAAUCUUAAAUGAAUAUAGAAAAGUAUUUCGUCGUGUUGUAUCAAUUUGUCUGUGUACGGAGGAUAAAUGCAUACACACAGUGUAUUAGCAUAAUGAUUGUUGAAAACAUUUUGACGAAUGUACCUUAAACUGUUAUACCUAGAAAAAAAUACUUGUUGUACAUACUUAUGCCAAAUUCUAUGUUCAUGUUUAAAAAAAAAAAAAUAUUUGUUUAUUUUCAAAGAAAAGUAAAGAUUUUCAAUAGAUAAAAUAAAGAUAAAAUCAGUUCUUAUAAAAUAUGAUAACAAUUUAAACAUACAAAUGAAUAUGUGCGGUAUAAUCUGAGAAAUGUGUUAUCACAUUACGAAGAUUAAGAUGUACACAAUAAAUAUGUGAUAUAAUGUCAAAAUAUAUUUUUCAAAUACUUGUUA